Messenger RNA from Prunus dulcis (almond), 1498 nucleotides. Its product is annotated as pentatricopeptide repeat-containing protein At4g11690-like. Gene Ontology annotation, molecular function: protein binding. The coding region runs from base 59 to 823 and encodes 254 amino acids. Lineage: Eukaryota; Viridiplantae; Streptophyta; Magnoliopsida; Rosales; Rosaceae. The record is from RefSeq and is a predicted model, not a curated record. The transcript is spliced from 2 exons.
AAAGCAUAGUUCAACAACUGAGAAUCAAACCAAUUCGAAGACAAUUGCAAGGCUGAGAAUGAAAUCAGUUCAGAAACCACUGCAUAUUCUCUCCCUUGCCUCAAAAUCCACUAUCACACCACGCACAUUUUCCACUUCCACUUCUGCUAUUGAUUCAAUUACUGCACCGAAACCAACCAAUCAAACUCAGACUCAAAGUCUAACUCAAGAAGAGCACACAAAGAUCAACCUCCUCCUCCCACGCCUCUGCCUCUUAAACCACCUCGACACAGCAACCCACCUCACCAUCACAGCCCUGCUCACAAACCCACCUCUCAAAUCUCUCUCUUUGUCCAUUCUCAUCCACUCCUUCACUUCCCAACCCGACAUGGCCCGACCCAUGUCACUUUUAACCCGCCUCAGGCACAACCCACCUUCACAUCCCUAUCUCACGCCCAUCACAACCAUGUUCAUUGCCUCAUAUUUCAAGAAAAAUAAACCCAAAGAGGCCCUCAAAAUGUUCAACUGGUUGGUAAGGCCAGGCUCUCCAUGUGUGCUCGAUGAGAGAGUUUGUGAGGUUUUGGUUAAUGGGUUCUGUAAGAAUGGGAUGGUUCUUGAGGCUUUGAAGGUUUUGAGGGCCAUGCUGAGUACGAAUAUCGUGCCGGGAUGUGAUCUGAAGAAGUGGGUUUAUAAGGUUUUGUUGAGGGAGGCUAGGAUUAAGGAGGCAGUGGAGUUGAAUGAGGCUUUGGGUUGUGUUGGGGAUAGAGAGAAAGGUGAUGAAUCAGAAUGUGUGAAGAAGGUUUUGGCUUUGUUGGAUCACAUGAUUGGCAAUUGGGCAGAAUAGAGCAGUAUUUCUGUAACCGGCUCUUGGAAAGGUGUAAGGUGCCGCACUUUUGUGAAGAUUGCUGUUUACUAAUGCAUGAUGUUUGGGGAUCUGCUGUUGCUAUUACAUGUUCCAUAACUAAGGGCUUCAGAGCUGUAAACAAAGUCCUGCAUUCUGCAUAGGGUCUGGCUGUUAUAAUCCUGCAUUCUGCACAGUGUCUGUCCUUUCGUAUGCCAUUAUCAUCUUCUGUUUUAGAGGCAGUUGAGCAGAAAAGAUUGCCUUAGUGCAUUUGUGAAAUGGUGAUUGUUGCUGAGUACCAGCAGGGUAGAAGCAUUGCACUGAGACGUGAAGAAUUCACAGAUAGCAUCAUGCCUAUGGCACAUUGGGUUUUGUUGUGCUCCCAUUCUUUGAUGGAGGCCUCUUUUGGGUGGACCUGUGGCUGAGUCUUUCCACAAUCAAUUGUAACCGAAAAAGAAGAAAAGCCUCAGAGAACUUCCGAGGUCCUAGGAUGUCAAGGCAUGAAAAAUGUUGUCUGUUUUUUCCCUUGAUCCCUCAAACUUGAUAUUGUAAUGGUGUAUUUGUGACAUUGCCAAAUAUGCCAAGUUAUAUCAACUGAUAUUGGUAUGUAAAUUUUGACUGAGACAGCAUGUGAAUGCAAUGUUCAACUCCAUCACUUGAGAGGGCACUUGGAUUCCA